AUGCAAUACCAAAGACUGGGCAGUAGCGGGCUCAAAGUGUCUCGCAUAAUCCUAGGCUGCAUGAGCUACGGAAAUCCGAAUUGGGAGGGAUCUCCUUGGAUUCUCGGUGAAGAAGAGUCUCUCCCACUCCUCAAACGAGCCUAUGACUUGGGAAUUAACACCUUCGAUACGGCCAAUACAUAUUCCAACGGAAAUUCUGAAACUAUCAUUGGAAAGGCCCUGGUGAAAUACUCUAUCCCACGCAGCAGGGUGGUUAUCAUGACAAAACUCUACUACCCUGUUCUCGAAGGUGAUCCUGACUCGCGACCGAAUCCUGCUCUCAAUGACGGCCCUCUCGUGAAUCAGAUGGGAUUAAGUCGCAAGCAUAUAUUUGAUGCUGUGGAAGGCUCCCUGCGUCGAUUGAGCACAGAUUAUAUCGAUGUCUUACAACUACAUCGUCUGGAUCGUGAGACUUCCCCGGAAGAGAUAAUGCGGGCACUUCAUGAUCUUGUUCAAAUGGGCAAGGUCCGUUACUUGGGGGCGUCCAGUAUGCAUUGUUGGGAAUUUGCACGAUUGCAAUACACAGCGAAAAUGAAUAACUGGACUCCUUUCGUUAGUAUGCAGGGACUGUAUAAUCUGCUUUAUCGCGAAGAGGAACGUGAGAUGAAUCCAUUCUGUGAAGCGGACGGCGUUGGGCUGAUACCCUGGAGUCCGUUGGCGCGUGGCCUCUUGGCGCGUCCCUGGGAGGAGAAGUCGUCGCGGGCAGAACAAGAUCAGAAGACCAAGCGGUGGUUUGUGGGGAAUCAGAACGAGGUCAUUGUGAAUAGAGUGUGUGAUUUAGCCACCCGCAAGGAUUGCACAAUGAGUUCGGUGGCGAUGGCAUGGCUGCUGAGGAAAGGUGCUUGUCCUAUCGUAGGAUUAAACAGCAUUCACCGAAUCGAAGCAGCACUGAAGGCACUGGAGGUAGAUUUGACAGACGAGGAAGUGGCCUAUUUAGAAGAGCCAUAUCAACCUCUGGCCGUGCAAGCAAUUUAA
Molecule: messenger RNA, 1014 nt
Organism: Penicillium waksmanii
Lineage: Eukaryota; Fungi; Ascomycota; Eurotiomycetes; Eurotiales; Aspergillaceae
Product: aldo/keto reductase
Exons: 1
Coding region: 1-1014 (337 amino acids)
Source: RefSeq, a predicted model, not a curated record